UCCAACAACUCUCUCUCACUACUUGUUUUAGCUUCUUCUCUAUCUACACAAUAAAGAAGCUCAAAAAAACCUCUCUUCUCUCUCUUACUCUACUCUCUUUUACCUUCGUUAGCUGAUUGGGUCAGCUUCGUCGGCGCGAUUCCCGCUUCCGGAUUUCACGGAGGAGAUUAGAGAUCUGUUUCUCCUCGUUUUUGCUCCUUCUGAUCUGAUUUUUCACGGCUCUUCUUCCGAUGGCUGCUGCUCCAGUCUCUGCUCACUGAUUCUGACGAGGAAGGUGUUUCCUGCAAGAUAAUUUCGAGCAUUUUAAGCUUCUUCAGUAGAAUGGGAAGCUAAAGGAAUUUAUCUGAAUGAGACGUUACUGCUUCUGAAACAGAUGGAGUGCCGUUUGGAGCUGAAGAAGGGUUCAAGUGAUAGACCUCCUUUUGUGGCAGCUGAGAAGAGAGUAUUGACUAAGGAAAGCCAAAGGUCAUAUCUUCCGGAUAAGUUUAGAGAUGAUAAACGCGGAUUGUCUUAUUCCGACUUCCACCGAGAGAUCACCAAAAAGGUCGAAGACGUCUGUCCCAAACGCCUGGAGAAUCGUCUCAAGUCUCGGAUAGGUAGAACCGCGUCAGGAGAAAGAGACCUUGUGAAAUACAAGUCUUAUGUGCCGAGUUAUAUAAAGAAAUGUGAAAAACUUGAAGUCAAAGACGUUAAAGCCGGUGGCUUUGGUUCACAGGACCUAAGAAGUAGGCAGUCUGGUGAUAAACAGUUCGAUAAGCAUACAAGGUCUUCGUUGUCCAACACAAGCACAUCGUCAUCACUCUGGACUGAUGAAUCAUCGACUGAUUCCAGCAGAGGUUUGUGUGCUUCUCCUUUCCGCAAAAGGAUUAAUCAUCCUCCCCUGCAGUACUAUCUGAUGUCAUCUAAGCCAGGAGAUUGUCCUCAAGAUUUUGUUCCACUUCCACCUCGAGAUAAUGGUGAUACUUCCGAAAUUCAUAGCUCUUUGCCAGGAAAUAACACGGAUGGACAAAAGGAUUCCACUAGAAGAGAUGUGCAGUUUCAUCAAAGCCCUCGUGGAACUGCAUUCCUACAGAAUGAGAAGAAAGAUUCUGACCUUAAGAUUGUUCCAAAAACCAGAACUUUCUUGAGUUCAUCAAAGCCUGAUAGUCCUUCUUGCACAAGGGUUAUAUCAAGGAAUUUAGCCGAUGAUUUUAAGAAAAAAGCAGAGAAGUCGGACGAGAGAAUCCGAAACCCUCGUGUUCAUGAUCUGUUUGGAAAAGAAAAGCCUGCUGCUGUAUUUGUACCAGGAAUUGUUUCUCAGAAACAGAUAAUCGGUUUGUCCAAGUUUUAUGACUCAAAAGUGUUGCUCGCUGAGCGAGUGGCAGAAACUAAUAGAAAGGGGUUCCCAGAGAGGCUAACGUAUGUGCAAGGUCCAGUCCUGGACUCAGAUGUAGGUCACUUCCGACGUGAAGCUGAUGGAAGUAAACCGUUCUUAAAGCGUAUCAACUUCUUGAGUGCAGAGAAAAAUAGAUUUUCAUCAGAGAGAUCACGUUCAGCUCCACGAUCAAGAAAAGCUGAAUCUAGUCCCUCAAGAAGCAGGACUUUAGACAGAAGAUCAACAGAAACACUACCCACACAGCCAGAUCAGAGACCAGUUAAAGUUGUGUCAGAAAGAGCAAGGAGCAUUUCACCAUUUCGUCGACUCAGCUUCAGCAUUGGAAAGUCCAGCAAAAACUCCAACUCUGAAAAUGCCCCGACUCCUCCCCACUUAAGCGCAGCACUUAAAUCAUCACGAGCUGAUUUAGACAAUCGAUCUACCUCUUCUAUCAGUGACAGCUCUUUAGAUAACACCACUAUAGCAAACAGAGGCAGGUCUAGUCCCUUGAGAAGGUUACUCGAGCCGCUGAUUAGACCCAAAUCAAGUCAUGCAUGUAGAUCUCCUGAGCCAUCACUGAAGGGUGUACCUUCAAUUCACCAAAAGCAUAUUCUAUCCGAGGGUCAACCAUCUUCUUCAUCCCUUCUUUCAAGAAAUGGAAAAACUUCAACCGUGCAGGCUCUAUUUCGUGUGACGUCUAAGAAUGAUCAACCACUGUUCACUUUUGCGGUUGACAAGGAACUAAGCAUUACAGCAGCCACAAUAAGAAAGCAGUUUGCCCCAGAGAAGGAAGAUUAUGGACACAAGUAUACGUUUUUCACUGUGCAGGAAGUACAGAAGAAAAAUGGGAAAUGGAUAAACCACACUAGGAAGGUGCAAAGCCAAGAGUACACAUCUAACAUCGUCGCUCAGAUGAGAGUCUCUUGUUCUAAGCAUCUGAUUCCCGCUGGAGAAAGUUCUGUCGACAACCUUUUAACCAGAGAAUUUGUACUCUUCGCAUCUGAAUCACAGCGGAAUAACGAGCUAGCUGCCAUGGUGAUCAAGGUCCCGAGAAUCGGUGACACGAGCGUAACCAAAGACCCUUGUCGAGACCAGAAACAGAACGGAACCACACUUGGAGAUUACUUUGCAGGCGUUAACGCAACAGUGGUGCUUCCAAGUGGUAUUCACAGUCUCCCACACAAAGGAGGUCCUUCGUCGCUGAUCCAAAGAUGGAAAUCAGGUGGAUCAUGUGACUGUGGAGGCUGGGACAUGGGCUGCAACCUUAAAAUCCUCACCAAUAAUCAGUCUAAUAAACCCACAAACCUCUCUGCCUCCACUUCAGAUGCUUUCAAGCUUUUCUUUCAGGGAGGAUUACAGGAUAAUAACAACCAACCGUUCUUGAGUUUCACUCCAUACAGAGAAGGUGUUUACGCGGUUGAGUACAAUACAUCACUCUCACUCUUGCAAGCAUUCUCCAUUUGUAUAGCGGUUAACGAGGGACGAAAUCCGGUUAAGACCGUGGAACCAAACACCUCGCGUGCAGACAACAAAGCUUAUUACGGAGAGGUGUCGUCGAUGACUCAAAGCGAGAGGUUGAAGUCAUUUUCAGGUCCUAUUGAAGCUGAGGCUCCGGCAAAGUAUCUUUCACAACCACCGUUGUCUCCUGUGGGUAGGGUUUAGUUGCUUCUUCAACAAAUAAUCUGCUAUAUAUAUGAUCUUAGUCUAUGAUGAUGGGUUCGUAUUUUCUAUGUAAUUACGGUGUGGGAGUAGAUUACGUUAAAUAGAAAUUUGUGAAACUUGUUUUAAUCGAAUAUCCAUAAAUUAAAUAUUUAAGGAAAUAAAAUAUGUAAUGUGUUAUUUUUUCUACUUGUAUGUAGAUUGAAACCCUAGAUUCUAUUUAUUUCUAUCA
This is a messenger RNA of Eutrema salsugineum, 3245 nucleotides long. RefSeq lists its product as uncharacterized. The transcript has 3 exons. The coding region runs from base 374 to 3016 and encodes 880 amino acids. The record is from RefSeq and is a predicted model, not a curated record. Lineage: Eukaryota; Viridiplantae; Streptophyta; Magnoliopsida; Brassicales; Brassicaceae.